CAAAUUUCUCAGUUAGAGCUAACCAAACAGCAAGGACUGCGAGCAAGUAAACGGCUCUUUUUCUUUUACCACCGUGUGUCCACGACCUUCGUUUACGAAUAGUAUACUGUACCAAGUGUUUCAGGACCGAACCCGAAAAACCGAAGCGUCCAAACUCACCUGAAAGACGAGGCAAAAAAACAAAACUCCCAGCCAUGUCGCGAUUUUUCCACGGAGGCGGGAGCGAUAGUGAUAGCAGCUCCUCGGACGAGGAGGAACUCUAUAGCGAUCACGAUGAGAGCCAAGACAUUUCCGAUGACGAAGAGGAGUCCAGCGAGGAGGAGUCCUCCUCGGAGGAGAGUAGCAGCGACUCUGAUGACGGCGGAGAAGGUGGUGCUUCGAAGUUCUUCAAGCACGAUGCCGGUGCUGAUGAUGACAGUGAUGAUAGUGAUGAUGAGGAGCGGGUUACGAUUGUAAAGAGUGCGAAGGAUAAGAGGUUAGAGGAGCUCGAGCAGACUAUGCGGUUGAUUGAGAAUGCUGAGAAGAUUAAUGAUUGGGCGGUUAUUUCGACGGAGUUCGAUAAGCUUAAUCGGCAAAUUGUGAAGAUUGCCCAGUCGGGCCCAACGCCUAAGAUCUAUAUCAAAGCUAUCGCUGAUCUUGAAGAUUUUAUGAACGAGACUAUCGUGGCGCAGAAGUCGUCGGCAAAGAAAAUGAACGCAAGCAAUGCUAAGGGGUUCAAUGCUGUUAAGCAGCGUAUCAAGAAAAAUAACAAAGAAUAUGCAGCGGAGAUCGAUAAAUAUCGUGAGAACAAGAAGGAAUAUAUGAUUGAGGAAGAGGAGGAGGAAGUUGUCGAGAAGAAGAAGGACAAAGUUCGAACUCUUCGCCCGGAGGAGCUGUUGGGCGAUGACGAUGAGGGCUUCGCGAUCGUUGGCCGCGGCGGAAGGACGCUCCAAUACACUCCCGAGAGCAUUCUCAAGCACCUGCGGCUUAUCGUCGAGUCUAGAGGAAAGAAGAACACCGACCGUCUCGAGCAGAUCAAGACUAUGGAAAAGCUGCUAGAGGUUGCCACGACGCCAUAUCAGUCUAUCCGCGUUCUGCUAACUCUCAUCUCCACCCGAUUCGAUCUUACCUCCACCUCGACCGCGAAUUACAUGAGUACAGAGCAAUGGAAGCAGGCCAUACAAGAACUUGAGACUUUGGUUUCUACGCUUGAAGAACACCCCGAAUUCAUCGUCACUGAAGGUGCAGAGGAGUGGGAAGAUGAUGAGAAACAGCCUCAGCUUGCUCCUGGCGAAACCCUCAAAGUGCCCGGCAGCGUUGUUUCUUUCGUUGAGCGGUUGGAUGAUGAACUCACCCGAUCGCUACAGCAAAUCGAUCCUCAUACUGCGGAAUAUAUUGAAAGGCUCAGCGAUGAGCAAUCGCUGUAUAACAGUAUUGUCCGUGCGCUGCUCUAUGUUGAAGUGCUCAACAAGGUCGAGAAGACUGAAGCGCGUCAAGAGAGUGUGAACAGAGUGUUGAUGAGACGCCUGGAACAUGUUUACUUCAAACCAUCGCAAGUUGUCAAUAUCCUUGAAGAAAACACAUGGGCAGCACUCCCCGCGAAACUUGACUCCAACAUCACUCCCCGCAAGAACAACAGCACUGAUGUUCCCGCGCUUGUUAAAACUCUGUGUGACUACCUCUUCGCCCAUAGCGAUGGUAUUAUCCGUGCCAGAGCUAUGUUGUGCCAGAUUUACUUCCUUGCACUCCACGAUAAAUACCACCGCGCUCGCGAUUUGAUGCUCAUGUCACAUCUCACAGAAAACAUUUCCAACUUCGAUGUCAGCACCCAAAUCCUCUUCAACCGAACACUUGUCCAGAUUGGCCUCUGCGCGUUCCGCGCAGGACUAGUCUACGAAGCCCAAAACAUCCUUUCCGAAGUUUGUGGCAGUGGCAGACAAAAAGAACUAUUGGCUCAAGGCAUCAUCAUGCAACGCUACUCGUCCGUAUCUCCAGAGCAAGAGAAGCUCGAACGCCAACGCCAGCUUCCCUUCCACAUGCACAUUAACCUGGAACUUCUUGAGUGCAUCUACCUCACCUCAAGCAUGUUCCUCGAAGUUCCCCUCAUGGCACAAACUUCCUCAUCCCCCGAGCUAAAGCGACGCAUUAUCUCCAAGACCUUCCGACGCAUGCUCGACUACAACGAACGACAAGUCUUCAAUGGGCCCCCCGAAAACACUCGCGACGGCGUCAUCAUGAGCGCCAAAGCACUCGCCGCCGGCGACUGGAAAAAAGCCUCCGCAACCCUCAAUUCCAUCAAGAUCUGGGACCUGAUGGCGCAACCGGACAAGAUCAAGGUAAUGCUCGGCGAGCAGAUCCAGGAAGAGGGGUUGCGUACUUACCUCUUCACCUACGCUCCCUUCUACGACUCUCUCUCCAUCUCCACCCUCUCAGACAUGUUCGAGCUGUCUCCUAAAAAGAUCGCUGCGAUCGUCAGCCGCAUGAUUUCGCAUGAAGAACUAGCCGCCGCCCUCGACCAGGUCAAUGAUGCCAUCAUCUUCCGCAAGGGCGUUGAGCUAUCUAGACUCCAGAGCCAAAUCGUCACGCUUGCUGAUAAGUCCAUGUCCCUUCUUGAGGCUAAUGAGAAGACACUUGAGCAGCGGACGCAAGGCAUGGCUAACGCGUUCCAACGCGAUCCGGGACAUGGUGGCCGUGGUGGAAGAGGAGGUGGUCGCGGUGGGCGGGGUGGUGGACGUGGGGGAGGUGGUGGUGGAUUGCCACGGAGACCUGGUGGACAACAAUUCGGCGGCGGGGCUUUGGGGGGGGCGAUUAAGGCAUAAAGGGGGGUGUUUUUUUUUUUUUUUUACUUUUUUUUUUUUUUUGCUUUAAACUCUGUUUCUCCAUUUAUUGAAUAUGAAUAUUUCCAUUAAUUUUGUUAGUCAUCAAUUUGUCUUCUUAUUAUUCUCUCCCUUUACGCCGUCGAUGGUUUUUUUUAUGCCGGACUCUUAUUUUGUAGUGGAUGCAGCUCUUUUCCCACUUUAUCUCAUGUCAUACGAACGGCGGCUGCUGCUUUUCACAUUUCGUUCUCUGGUGCUUGCCGCUGUAGCUUAAAGAAAAAAGAAACAGAAAAUUACAAUAGAGUGGAAUUUCAUGGUCAA
Molecule: messenger RNA, 3116 nt
Organism: Blastomyces gilchristii SLH14081
Lineage: Eukaryota; Fungi; Ascomycota; Eurotiomycetes; Onygenales; Ajellomycetaceae
Product: eukaryotic translation initiation factor 3 subunit C
Exons: 2
Coding region: 195-2798 (867 amino acids)
Biological process (GO): translational initiation
Cellular component (GO): eukaryotic translation initiation factor 3 complex
Molecular function (GO): translation initiation factor activity; RNA binding; translation initiation factor binding
Source: RefSeq, a predicted model, not a curated record